GGUCAAUAUUUUGCGUUGCACUCGUCCAUUGUGGAGCCCACGCUGAUAGAAGAGAGUGCAGUAUGUGCAUAAUCCUGCUGAAACAUUGUUUGUCAGCUGAGUGAAGACUUAAUCAUUUGUUGAAUUAGUUGCAGGGUGCAUAUAUCUUGUUAAAAUGGUAGGGAAGAUAAAGCGAACCCGACAGAAAUUCCAUCAGGGAGCAGUGAAGUUUGUUGCCGAUGGUGAAGCUACAGCCACAUCAGUGUCACUGGGCCAGGGACCAGCGCCGACACCAGGAGCUGGAGGUGCGAAAGGAUCUCCACUCCUGGAAUUAAGCAGAAAAACCAGCGUGGGCGACGCUUUACACCAGAUACAGAAGCACGAAGACGCCAAACAGAAGGUUUUGGAUCCAUUUCCUUCCUCGGUCUUUGCCGGAACCAAAAUCAGCACAGAAGCCCUCGUCCAGACGUUGAAGUAUGAUGAUCUGCCCAGCAACGUUAUUUCUGUUGAGACAGGGACGGAGAAGAAGAAGCAGCAGUCGAAGAAGGAGAAGAUGAAAGAGAGAAGAGAGAGGUGGCUCAACAAGAUCGGCGCCAUCACCCGGGCGAGGGAGCAGCAGGCGGCGCAGGCCCGCAGGAAGGCCACGCCCGUGGUGGGGGACAUGCGUCCCCUGGCCGACGCCCUGCCGGAGCUGUCCCAGCUGGUCGGCAGCAGCAGGACGUCCACGCACCGGAAGGCCAGGGUCCCAGUGAAGAAGAAGCCAGAUCCCACAGACUUCAGUUUGAUGAAACCGGCUCAGAAACGCAAGCUAAUGGAGACUGAGAUCACCAGGUUCAGCGAAGCCGUGAAAAACCCCACCCUAAAGACCAACCCCCUGGCUGCCAUUGGUGAACAGCUGAGGAAGAAGCUGAAACAGGAAGAGGAGCAGAGUUAACCCCUCCCCCCCCUGGCUAGGCUUCAUAGUAGUAGCGGAGCAGAACUUAAACUCAACUGCGUCUAGCAGGAGGGAUAGCCUCCGCACAAGGACUCCAACGAGUGCACAGGACCCGCAUGAGUAACUCUCUCUCUCCCUCAGACGCCACUCAUUCACGGGCCGAGCUUUUAGCGGAACGCCCCCGGGACGAGUCCUGACAGGAGAGAGCACGCAACACCGCCGUUCUCCUGUAAACUCUCUCUCUCUCUCUCUCUCAGCCCAUGACGGCAGUCGCAGCGGAGCAAUUGCUGCUGACUAGCAAGCCUCUGCAUUCCGCUGUUUUAUACACAUUUUUUUUCAAGGACUUUGUAAUCAGCGGCCUCUUAAGAAGAACCUAAAUGUUGAAUGAAUGUUUUUGACACGGAGAGAAGACUGUGCGUCGAUCGUUCACUGUUCCAUUUCUUUUCCCUCCAUUAAAGGGGAGAUAUUUUGAAAGUC
Anguilla rostrata (American eel) is the source of this 1390-nucleotide messenger RNA. RefSeq names its product SLX9 ribosome biogenesis factor (gene slx9). Gene Ontology annotation, cellular component: nucleolus; preribosome, small subunit precursor; 90S preribosome. The transcript has 6 exons. The coding region runs from base 155 to 913 and encodes 252 amino acids. Gene Ontology annotation, biological process: maturation of SSU-rRNA from tricistronic rRNA transcript (SSU-rRNA, 5.8S rRNA, LSU-rRNA). The record is from RefSeq and is a predicted model, not a curated record. NCBI's taxonomy places the organism in Eukaryota, Metazoa, Chordata, Actinopteri, Anguilliformes, Anguillidae.